CUCGGGUCCAUCCUUUCAACGGAUAAAAACCCCUUCUGGACUCGUCUUCUUCUUCUCGCUGCUGAAUCUUAACCCGACCCGAAUUCCGACUGCAAUUUCCCCAAAUCCUUGUCCCUUUUUCCAAAAUGGCUCCUACGAAUCCUGAAACCUGGACCCAUGGACCCUCCAUUAUCAAGGAGAACGAACUUCGAGAGGUGGCCGCGCUCCUGGGCAAGGGCUUCCGGGUCCACCAUCCCGAUGCUGUUGGGGGAAUCAGUUUAUCCUACAAUCCAAACCCCCAAAAAUAUAUGGUCAUGCAGUACCACUCUGUGGAAAAUGGGUUUAGGUUGCCCCUCCGCGGUCUGCUUCGCGACCUCUGCCUCCAUUUCGGAUUUGCUCCGGGUCAACUGACUGCCAACGCGCACAAGUAUGUCGCGUCCUACAUCCUGCGGUGCUGUGCCCUGGACAGAACCCCAAAAUUGGAUGAGUUCCUUCUCCUCUUCAGUAUCGGUGGUUUCCCCUUCUACAGCCUAUAUCCCCACAACCAUUUCCCAAUUUUUGAGAAGGUUGAGUUCAAGUAUGAAAAAUGGUCAUUGAGAUACUUCGUUAUUGAGUUCCCGGCUCACAGCCCCCUUGAUCUACCGGGUGUUGUCCUCCGCCGUUCCAUUUCCCGGACGAAAUUUGCUGCAGCAGAAUUAGCGGAGGGAGCGUUCAACGCCUCGAGAGAAAAAGAAGGUCUAAUUUCACACCACUCCCUUCAAGACGCCCAACUGUACAAGAAGGCGGGUUUUUACUACCCCCUGGGUCCUGACCCGUUUCCAUUUGAAGGUGUGCCUUCUCCUGAGGGAUCGAAGGCUCCUUCUGCUGCAGAGUCCAACCCGGCUAUGAGUUCUACCGGGAAUCAACCCCAGGGCGAUUCCACUGCCUUGGCUAUUUGCAAGCCGGUUGCUGCACUGGAGGCCGUUCCUAUCUCUACCAUUCCUGGGCUCAGGAGGCCCAUCCCAUCCCAAAAACAACCUAGGGAAGGAGUUACUGACGAUGAUUUCCUUCCCAAGAAGCAUAGGGGUGAUGGUACUUCUGUUUCACCCAGCCCCCUGUCAACUUUUUCUGGUACUCAGAAUACCACCUCUGCUGCUGCACCCGGAGGUUUAGAGCUACCUCAUCCGGAGAGCCUGGAUCAUGAGGCAGAUGAACUUUCAGACCCAGCACCACUAAAAAAACCAGCGGUGCAGCCUCAGCCCGAUGCAAACAAUUCCCUCCCUCAAACUGCACUUGCCCCCCAAGAGCUGGAGAUAGAAGUUGAGGAGCAGGAAGAACCUGCAGGGUCUUCUUUUGCAGCAGAGGUGGAGAUUGAAAUUCAGAAAGUGCCGGACGCCCCUUCCACAGCGGAGAAGGAAGCUGCAGAGCAAAACGAUGCCGAGGUUCCUCCAGAGAUGAGGAGAGAGACUGAGACGCAGCAGAAUCAGGAGGAGCAGCGGGACCAGGAGGAACGAUGUCCCGCCACCACACCUUCGGCCGUCAGUCUCCCCAUCCGGCGCAAGUUCACGCCGCAAACUUAUCCUGUUUUUACAAAGGGUUGGGCAAGCUUCUCCCGUGGUUUGAGGUCCUUACAGGCUUCCCAUUGGACUAUCCAGACAAACUUGGAGAAGAUGAGGGAAUCAGUGCAGGAGCCUGCGAUUCCCCAGGCUCGUCCCGACUUGCUUGACCUCAACGCUCUGCACUUCAUGGAGCAAGCCCAGCAAUCACUCCUCACUUUGACUGAGGAGUACCUGGGUGGAGCAUCAGGGAACUACCGGGGUGUAGUGCUCCUGAAGGAGAAGGAGUUGGCUGCCAGGGCUUUACAACAGAAGGAGCAGAUCGCUUCUUACAAAAGGGGGACUCAUGAUAUGGAAGCGCAAUUUGACAGACUCCGGGCACAAAUCUCCACCCUGGAAUCAAGGGCCUCCGCUUCAGAAGACAAGGUGGGAAAUCUAGAAGCUGGAUUGGUUGAAAAGGAGUCCCGGAUCUCUGAGCUGGAGAAUUCCCUCCAAGAGGCCAAGCAUGAGAGUUCCCGUUUCAAUGAAUUCGCACUGAAACAGAUGGAAGCGAGACGACUUAUCCAUGAAAUUAAAGGAAGAGAGACAGACUGCAAGGUCGUCUUUAUUGAUCUUACUAUUUCCGAUUCUUCUUGUGAUUCUUCUUCGUUGGCAUUCCCUUCACUUGGGCCCCCAACGCCUGAGCUCUCUUCUUGGACUUCUCUUGCCUCUGAACAAUCGGUAACUUCUCCCUUGCCCAGGGACGAGAAUAACCCUCAUCUCCCCCCACAGGUUUCAGGGGGUGUUCCUCCGAGUCCCGGCAUGCUUCUUAACGGUGCCAGGGCGGAAGCCUCUUCUGGCCGUCCUGGCACGCCUCGUUCGCAGAAGAGACGCACUCCCCACUCAGGAGCUUCCCGGUUGGUCUCUGGUGCGAGGCCUUCUUCCCAGGGUUCUCCUUCCCCUCAGCAGUCAUAUGGACAGCCAUCUGAGGAGUGGGGCGACUAUGACAUGGGGGGAAAUAGGCUCCCAUUUAUACGCAGGGAAAAGGACGGAUCCUUCCGGGAUCCGCCCCCUCCUCCCGUAUAAGCGGAGAUAGGCCUGGAGUCCCUCCUUCAUGCCUCAUCGUCCUCCUUGUCCGUCUUCAUGGGAGUGUCUGCAUGGUACUCACGGGGAAAUGGCUUUCAAUCCCAACCCGUUAGUACCCUUUCGCCCCUUUUGAAUGUCAUCAAGAGAGAACGGUGGGCUUUCUUCACACCCCCCCGCUCUGGGGUUCUUUUCUGGUUC
Molecule: messenger RNA, 2777 nt
Organism: Cuscuta campestris
Lineage: Eukaryota; Viridiplantae; Streptophyta; Magnoliopsida; Solanales; Convolvulaceae
Source: the annotation of a GenBank genome assembly